AGCCCCAUGUUCAGGAUCCAGGUCGUUGCGCGCCCGGCCGCUCCGUCCGUGUGAGCAGCUCCGACACGCGCCGUCCGCCGCUUUUUGGCCGGAGGGAGCCCUCGCAGACCCGAGAAGAGUUUGGCGCACACCGGCGCAGCUCCUCGGUGGCCCUUGAGCAGGGCUAGGCCAUCUCGGCCUUUUAUGACUGGUGGACUUCAACUCCCAGAAUUCCUGAGCCAGCCACGCUGAGGGGAAAGGAAGAGGUUUCCAAGCGGAGCCAUGCCUGCUCAGGAAUUCUGGGAGUUGAAGUCCACGCGUCAUAAAAGAGCCGAGGGGGCCUACCCCUGAAGCCUUGGGCAUCGGAAGAGCGGCUCUAUGGUACGAGGUGCGCCAUGGCCGGCUCGCCUGGUCGUUUAACGUUCUGGAGGAACCGCUACGCCGACUUCGUGACGAUCCCGGGCAGGCGUCGCCCGAUGAAAACAAAACUGCCUAUGGUGCUCGCCGACCGCGUCUCGAACCGGCACCUGAAGCUCGGAGAGGCAAGCUGUGUUACAGAGAUGGCAUUGAUGAUGGCUUGUUGGAAGGAGAAUGAAUUCAGUGACAGUGCUUGUGCUAAGGAGAUUAAUACAUUCUUUCAAUGUGCAGCAAAAGCAGAAGCAAAGAAUAAGGAGACAAGUCCAGAAGAAUCUUCGGGAACUCUUGAUUCACACCAAGUCAACAAAUUACUUGGACGAUACCCAAAUAUUCGACAUUAUUAUUAACAAAACUUGUCUCUGCAAAUAUCUGGUUAUUAAAACCUGAAAUUAGAUCGUCUCUGGAAAACUCCCCCCACCCUUGCUUGUUAAAACUGAGGAGAAAUAAUCUUCAGAAUUAUUUCUGAAUAAUUAUUUUAGACUUUGUCUGAAAGGACCUGCUGCCAGUAAGGCCAAAGCUUACAUUUUCUCUGAUGUGAAGAUUCUUCAGACAGAAAAGUUCUUUAUGAUUGUUCAGUUAUUGUCAUGUUGAGUCUUGGGUGAAAUAAAAUCUUAUAAUGAAACAUGCUACAUA
Messenger RNA from Crotalus tigris (Tiger rattlesnake), 1029 nucleotides. RefSeq names its product coiled-coil-helix-coiled-coil-helix domain containing 1 (gene CHCHD1). NCBI's taxonomy places the organism in Eukaryota, Metazoa, Chordata, Lepidosauria, Squamata, Viperidae. Gene Ontology annotation, biological process: mitochondrial translation. The coding region runs from base 375 to 743 and encodes 122 amino acids. The record is from RefSeq and is a predicted model, not a curated record. Gene Ontology annotation, molecular function: RNA binding. The transcript has 3 exons. Gene Ontology annotation, cellular component: mitochondrial ribosome; nucleoplasm; mitochondrion.